AAUUUUAUUUUCGUGACACCAAAUAUUUUCCUGGAUAUAUGUUGCAUUGCUGAUAACUUAUUUUCUGUCCAGAAUGUUAACACUAUGAUUUAUCACAUCCCUCGUGUCCAAGUACAUUGGUGGCCAAUUUAAUUCUGGGCACUUCUGAUGUAUGCUAUCUGGGGCAAUUUGUACAACAUUUAGACAUGUGAAAGCAACUUGGGAUCCCGCUGCUCACCGUCUUUUUCUUGACGUCCGCAUCGAAGAAGUCAAUGCAAAUAGUCAGACAGUGCAAGUUUUGAAUGCCAGUGGUUAAGAAAAUUUGGUUACAAAUUUUAACAAGCGCACGAAGAGAAAUUAUGAUUGCAAGCAAGGUAAUAGUGGAGUGACUCCAAUACAUAAAAUUUUCUGCCAAAGGAAAACAAAAGAUUUUCUAUCGGAUUUCAAAAGAGGGAACUAGAGCAAUUACCUUCUUGGAAGCAAAGACGUCGUCUUCAACUUCAUCCAGAUGGCCAAACGGCCUAUGCAUAAGCAUAAGCCCAAAAGAAGUCGGCCUUAUUCACGUGCCGGUGCCAGGCCGAAAAUCAGCUCUAGUUCAAAGAAGCCGAGAAAAACAAAGGAUAGGUGAGGGCCGUGUGCUGCCUCUUCCCAGAGGCCCACAAGUAGAGAGCAUCCUCUUCCCCUUCUCAUACCGGCCCCGUUUCUCCGGCGCCCCAAACCCUCGCAGUCGCAACAACCCUUCCUUGGCGGCCGGACUGGUUGUUUAUUCUGCUAGGGUUUGGCUGUUCGCACGAUGGCAGCGGAGGCCAUGGUUGACCCACCUUCCCUUCGCCUCGACGAAGACGAAACCUUGGUCCGCGACUUCAACACAGCGCCCUCCCGCAACGCCGUCCCCGCCUGUUCCGGCGACAAGAGUCCGUUCAGUGAUCUGGAUGAAGAUGAAGACGACAUCUUCCCUUCCAAGAAGGGAAAGAAAGUGGAGGAGAGUGCACCAGGUGCUGCCACAGGAACGAUUCUGUCUCUUCGGGAAAGUUUGCAGAACUGCAAAGAAAAUCUUGAAACAAACCAGGUGGAACUGGAAGCUGCUAAAUCAGAAAUUCAGAAGUGGUAUUCAGCGUUUCAGAACAUUCCAGCUGUACCUGCAGGAACCAAUCCAGAGCCUAUUUCAGUGGUUACUUAUGUAAGUAACCUAAAGUCGUCAGAAGUGUCACUGAAGGAGCAGCUGGAGAAAGCAAAGAAAAGAGAGGCUGCUUUUAUUGUAACAUUUGCAAAACGAGAACAAGAGAUCGCAGAAUUAAAGUCUGCAGUUAGGGAUUUGAAAACACAGUUGAGGCCACCGUCAAUGCAGACAAGGCGAUUAUUGCUUGACCCAGCAAUUCAUCAGGAAUUUACACGCUUAAAGAAUUUGGCAGAAGAAAAAGACAAGAAAAUAAAAGAGCUACAGGACAAUGUUGCUGCUGUCAAUUUUACUCCAUCCAGCAAACAUGGGAAAAUGCUAAUGGCCAAGUGCAGAACACUGCAAGAGGAAAAUGAAGAGAUUGGAGCGAUGGCUUCUGAAGGAAAAAUCCAUGAACUUGGAAUGAAAAUUGCAGUUCUGAAGACCCAGAACAAUGAGCUGAGGAAUCAGUUCGAUGGUUUGUACAAGCAUAUGGAUGGCCUAACAAAUGAUUUUGAGAGGUCAAAUGAAAUGGUGUCCAUUCUGCAAGAGAAGUUACAAGCUAGAGACAUAGAACUGACAAGGUUGAAGGAGAUGCUUUCCCAGAAAGGGGCAACUGCGGACACACCAGCUGAAGAAAUAAACGAAGCUGCAGAUGAUAUGGAUGCUACUUAAUAGUCCGCAGCCGAUUAAACUAGAGGCCUAAGGCUGUAAAAACAAACAAGAAAACAAAUUUUCCAGUGCGACCUGAGAAAUCGAGCUGCGCUUUAUGCUUUGAUGUAGCGCUUGUGUAUCAUAGGUGCUAAAUUAUGCAAUUUAUGGAACAGUACA
Lolium rigidum is the source of this 1966-nucleotide messenger RNA. Its product is annotated as FKBP12-interacting protein of 37 kDa-like. Bases 773 to 1810 code for a protein of 345 amino acids. Lineage: Eukaryota; Viridiplantae; Streptophyta; Magnoliopsida; Poales; Poaceae. The record is from RefSeq and is a predicted model, not a curated record. Gene Ontology annotation, biological process: regulation of alternative mRNA splicing, via spliceosome. Gene Ontology annotation, cellular component: nucleus. The transcript has 13 exons.